Baudoinia panamericana UAMH 10762 is the source of this 955-nucleotide messenger RNA. RefSeq lists its product as uncharacterized. The record is from RefSeq and is a predicted model, not a curated record. The transcript has 2 exons. Gene Ontology annotation, cellular component: ubiquitin ligase complex. NCBI's taxonomy places the organism in Eukaryota, Fungi, Ascomycota, Dothideomycetes, Mycosphaerellales, Teratosphaeriaceae. Bases 301 to 633 code for a protein of 110 amino acids.
GAAGCCAGGCAUAGACCCAACCUUUCCAUCGCCCUGUUACCUAGCUUGCUACCACCUUGUUUGCUCCAGAUAAACUUGUUACCUAACAACCACCAGGCGGCCAUCUAAGUAGCUCAGCAGCUUUGAGACAGGUCCACAACUCCAUCUAUCGUGCUGAGUGCCAACGACUCAAGGUGCAGUAGUGCAGUACUUCACUUUGCCAUAGCCCCCAACACGGGAGCACCAUAGAUCUCCAUCAAUUUCCAACUCUAACAGGCCUGUCAUCACCACCGUGGGUCGAGCGCCCACUGCAUCGUCAGGAUGGGCCUCGCCUACAACGUCUACCUCAACUCCAAGCGUAUCUACGGCUGCAAGACCUGCAAGACUCAUCUCGCGGACCAUGACGAGAUCAUCAGUCGGAACUUCCGUGGCCAACAUGGCAAGGCAUACCUUUUCAACAGCGUCGUCAACAUUCAGCAGGGCGAAGCCGGUGAGCGCAACAUGACCACCGGCCGACACGUUGUGCGGGAUAUCUGCUGUCGGCAAUGCAAGGAGGUUGUUGGGUGGAAGUACGAUCGCGCGUACGAGAGCACGGAGAAGUACAAAGAAGGGAAGUAUAUUCUAGAGCAGGAGUUGCUGUGUCAGGUCAACUGAAGCCGCAGCGUGGUGGCUACCAUAUAAAUGCACGAAUGGCGGGCGGCGCAGACACUUUGGAAGCCGGUAUAUGAUUUGUAUGGGAAAGCGGCGGCGUUUUGGGAUAUUACAAGAAGGAGAAUGUGUGGGAACGUCGUUAUAGGUCGAACAACAGCACAUGCCGAGAAGAAUCUAUACCAGUUACGGGACCGGGCCAAGAUGAAUGCUUUGGACGACACUACAAUCACCCACGAGUGCUACACCCACAUGUAACUCUUGUCAGUGCUUUGACACACCAACAAGCCGGAGAUUUGACGACUUUGGAUGACGCUCAUGGGCCGGA